UGGGGACGCCCCACCCCUUUAAAUUUUUACACACGUGCGUAUGUGAACGUGUUGAUGUUUUUAUCGCUAAAUAUCGUGUGUGUGUUUUAUCCGGAUUAAAGGUGGGAGCCCGUUUCACUUGUCGACAUGGAUCUCGCCUCAAAGGAUUCGUACAUUCAGAAACUUGCAAGUAAAGUGUUUUCUCAACGAGACCAGGAGUCCAGGAAGAGACCGUUCGUUCAUUUCAAAGCUAAAAGUGACACUGGUCCUCCAAAGAAGAAGAAAAAAUGCAAAAAGAAAGAUGAGGCCACAGAUGGCAAGACUCCCAAACCCCAACAGAAGCCUUCACCCUCUCCAGCAGCACAGAAAAUCAAAGCUGCCGUGAAACCAAACGGGUCCAACACUGAGGCCGCAAAUGGAGCUGCACACCAGAAGCAUCAAGGAGGAAGUGUAGACUCCAGCUUCACUACAGUCGAUGUAUUACGCAAAAGGCUCCAUGAAAAGAUUGAAGAGUCCAGAGGACAGGGAACUCCAAAGGAUGCAUUAUCAGAAGCUGUCCAGGCGAAGCGAGCAAAGCGAAAGCUGGAGCGGGAGCGCAAGAAGAGGAAAAGAAAAGAAUUUCUGAUGAAGAAACUGGCUGAAAAAAGUGGGAAAGAACAGCCGUUAGAGGUAAAACAGGAAGAGGAGCACGUCCCUGCCUCGAGCAAAAGAAAUGAGACUGCUCUGGUCUUCAACAAGGUUGAGACGGUGGACGAGGGUUAUAUAGACAAGAAACAAAAAAAGAAGAUCAAGAAACAGGGGAUAAAAGGCCAGAUAACUCCUCUGACGGGGAAGAACUACAAGCAGCUGCUCAGCCGCGUGGAGGCUCGCAAAGCCAAGCUGGAACAGCUGAGGGAGAAAGACGAGGAGAAGGCCUGCGAGAUGGAAAAGAAGAUCAUGUGGACCAACAUGCUCUACAAGGCAGAGGGCAUCAAAAUCAAGGACAACGAGGAGAUGCUGCGCGAGUCGCUGAAGAAGAAGGAGAAGAGGCGCACUCAGAAAAAGAAGAAAUGGGAGCAGCGGAGCGAGCACGUCCUAGAAAAGAUGCAGCAGCGGCAGGACAAGAGGCAAAAGAACCUGCGGAAACGCAAGCAAGUCAGGGCAGAGAAGAAGAAGGACAGGGCGCGGAAGAAGGGCCGGGUGCUGCCUGAGGACUUGAAAAAAGCCACAGUUUAGUCGAAGGAAAGACAACUUGCAUCUUGUUUCAGUUUCUGUAUGGCACUGUGAUAUUCACAUGAUAAUAAAUGUUCUCCUUGUGCAGAUAUUGCCUGACCCUAAUGCCCAGGAGAAAUACCUUGUUUCAUGGUCAAUAAAAUGGUAUUAUGAACAUGAUAAUGAAUAUAAUUCAAAUUAACAGGCUCUGUGUGU
Messenger RNA from Maylandia zebra (zebra mbuna), 1386 nucleotides. RefSeq names its product surfeit 6 (gene surf6). Gene Ontology annotation, molecular function: RNA binding; DNA binding. NCBI's taxonomy places the organism in Eukaryota, Metazoa, Chordata, Actinopteri, Cichliformes, Cichlidae. The record is from RefSeq and is a predicted model, not a curated record. Gene Ontology annotation, cellular component: nucleolus. Gene Ontology annotation, biological process: ribosomal small subunit biogenesis; ribosomal large subunit biogenesis.